ACGUCGCUCUUGCGUCAUCAGGCUGCGUCGCCUCCUGCGUACACAUGUGAGCAGAAGCACACUGGCGUGAGUUUAAGGUGAUGCUUGAGAAGAUGGAAGCCAAAGGUCAAAGGUCAUUAAAGGGUAAACCGAAGGGUCAUAAACGGGCCGUUCAGGGGAACAGCGGUGACGGCGGGGCGAAGAAGCAGCGGCUCGACGGCGGGACGGUCAGUUACUUUCGGCGCGUCAGCGACCGGCUGAAAGAGGGAUUCACCGAUGAGGAGGACAAAGGUGUGUUUGUGGAGAACGUGCUGUCGGAGGUGAAGGGCCGAGCGCUUCUCGUGGCCAUGGACAUGACGGGGAGUCUGGUUCUGGAGGGUUUGCUGGCGCUGGCCAGUCCGGCUCAGGUCGCAGAAGUGCUGGAGGAACUGGGAGGAGAGACGGGGUCAGAGUUCACAGCCGUGGCGUGUGAUCAGUGUGGAGGUCAUGUGAUGGAGAGCGCAGUGAGACAGGCGCACAGGUGGACAGAGGAGAAGUGUGACGUCACAGGGGCCGAAGAGGAGCAUUGUGGGCUGUUGGAGGCUCAGGUGCAGCGUUUGAGUGGAGUGGUCCGGGAGAACAUGGUGGCGUUCGCUCAGGAUCCGUACGGAUCGCAUCUGCUCCGGACACUCAUGCAGGUGCUCAGCGGAUGCCUGACCCGGGACACACCCGGCGCUCAGAAAGCCAAGAAGGACAGAAGAUGUGAGAGUGAGUUGGUGGAUUUUGAGAUUCCCACAUCGUUCUGGUGGGAGCUGAAGCAUCUGGCCGAGCAUCUGAUGGAAAACAUCAACGUGUUCGUGUCGAAUCUGACCGCCUGCGCGGCUCUCCAAACUCUGCUGACGGUGUGCCACCGGAAGAGACCCAAACUCUGCAAGAAGCUCAACAAGAGCAUCAUGGGAUACCUGACGUCACUCAGCUCGGCUCCUGGAGUCAGUCCUCUCCUGGUGUUCAUGAAGGACCCGUCCGGGAGCCAUCUCCUCCAGAAGAUCUUCAAGUUCUCCCAGAAGGCUUUGCUGCGAGACGUUUACAGGAACCACCUGAGAUCUCAGCUGAUGCCUCUGGCUCUCCAUCCCAUCGCUAACUUCCCCAUCCAGAGCCUGAUCUCAGCCUCCACACCCUUCAAACUGUUCCUGAAGAUCUUCGACGAGUUGAUGGAGGGCUUCGAGGCGAUCCUCGCGGCGGGGAACAUAGCCGUGGUGGUGCAGAUGGUGGAGAGCUGCGUUCAGUGGGAGGAGCGGCAGGGAGAACUGCUACAGCGCCUCCUGCAGGCCUUUCACUGCAGUGAACCGGCGUCUCUGCAAGUUUCUUGUCUGCCUCUGUUUCUGUCGUUCUUGACGUAUGAAGUGUAUUACAACACCGAGCCAGCAGAGGGCGACGCCGUCACACAGGCUUCUCCUCAGGCUUUCUCAGUAUGUUAUCACGGCUCUCGGCUGGUUCAAGCUCUGGCCGGGUUUAAAGAGCGAUCGGUUCUGAUGAACAGCCUUCAUGACCUCUGCCCCCGUGACCUCUUGACCUUCGCCACCGACCCCUUCGGGAGCCACGCGUUUCAGGUGCUGGUGACGCUGGCCAGCGAUAAGGGCCGGGGGAAGAUGCUGAGGAAGAUGGAGGACAUGUAUGUGGAUCUGGCGUGUUCGAUGUACGGUAGUCGUUUCCUGGAGGCCGUGUGGAACAGCGCCACCAUCAGUCAGAGACGGAGAAUAGCAGAAAGACUGGUUCCCAGUGAGUCUCAGCUUCGAUCCGAUCGGUUCGCGAGGCACAUUUGGGCCAAAUUCGGCCUGACGUCGUUCCUGAAGCGCCAGAGCGACUGGAUGGAAGCGCAGACGGGAGAGUCGAAGAAGAGGAAGAUGUUCAGGGAUAUUCUGGAGUGACGAGUUCAGACACUGUCCAUAAACUCCUGUGGAUGUUAAUCAUUCCAGCGGAGCGACCCACGCCAGCAGAGAGACGCUGGAGUCAUGAGGAAGUUUCAUAUAAUCGCUUUUGAAGAUGCAUUUUAAAUAAAAAAAAACAUCAAAACAUGCUA
Rhinichthys klamathensis goyatoka is the source of this 2038-nucleotide messenger RNA. Its product is annotated as nucleolar protein 9. Lineage: Eukaryota; Metazoa; Chordata; Actinopteri; Cypriniformes; Leuciscidae. Gene Ontology annotation, biological process: ribosomal small subunit export from nucleus; endonucleolytic cleavage in ITS1 to separate SSU-rRNA from 5.8S rRNA and LSU-rRNA from tricistronic rRNA transcript (SSU-rRNA, 5.8S rRNA, LSU-rRNA); endonucleolytic cleavage to generate mature 5'-end of SSU-rRNA from (SSU-rRNA, 5.8S rRNA, LSU-rRNA). The record is from RefSeq and is a predicted model, not a curated record. The transcript has 12 exons. Gene Ontology annotation, cellular component: preribosome, small subunit precursor; nucleolus; 90S preribosome. The coding region runs from base 81 to 1886 and encodes 601 amino acids. Gene Ontology annotation, molecular function: RNA binding.